AUGAACUUUGGAGCCGUCCCAGGUGCCGGAGCGCACCGGGGGAGGCGCGGCGGCAGAGGAAGAGCUCAUCGCGAGCUGAUCGCCGCGGCGUUCGUCGAAGCUUGGGCGCACGGAGCGGAUGCAGCCGGAGCCGGCCCCCGAGGGGGACGCGUCGGCCUCUUCCUCGUCCUCGCUGUCGGCACCAGCUCACUUCUCCUAGGUAAAGGGGAAAGGUUCGCCCAUGGCUUCGUCGCAGCCAAGUCGGGCCUCUUCGUGGGCAUUAACAAGGGCCACGUCGUCACCAAGCGCGAGCUGCCGCCACGCCCGUGCGAACGCAAGGGGAAAGGUACCAAGAGGGUGCAUUUCGCCAGGAACUUGAUCAGGGAGGUCGCUGAGUUUGCUCCAUAUGAGAAGCGUAUCACUGAGCUUCUCAAGGUUGGCAAGGACAAGCGUGCCCUGAAGGUGGCGAAGCGAAAGUUGGGUACCCACAAGAGGGCGAAGAAGAAGAAGAGAGGAGAUGUCCAGUGUCCUCAUGAAGAUGAGUAAUGCUCCUCUUCUUCCUCGACCACCUGAACCACCAUGCCGGUGGGCUCCUGAAGCAUCAACUUCAAUAACGGUGUUGUGUGUUCUCGAAGAUGGAAGAGGAAGAAAACCUAUUUUUGUUGAACUAAAUUUUCUGUAUUCUGUUUUGUUGUAUGUAUCAUUUGAGAGUUUCGUAUAGGAACAAGUGAUACUAUUUUGUAGGGCUUUAUGGCCUGUGAUGUAAACAUAUUUAGUGCUGAAAUAUGAAAUUAUUUGCAAAAUUUGUUGAAAAGGUGGAUCAUAUGUGUGAAUAUGUGAAUGGGCUGAAAAGAGUACUGGA
Triticum urartu is the source of this 841-nucleotide messenger RNA. The record is from RefSeq and is a predicted model, not a curated record. Lineage: Eukaryota; Viridiplantae; Streptophyta; Magnoliopsida; Poales; Poaceae.